AUGCCGCAGAAGCUCACCAACCAACUCGAAAACCGGCAGGUCUUCUUCGCCUUCGAAGUAAUCUACACCCUCUCCAUCUCCGCCCUCAAAGCCUCCAUCCUCUUCUUCUACAUCCGCGUCUUCAGCAUGGUCAGCCGCACCUUCAGCCUCAUCCUCUGGCUCACCCAGACCUUCAACUUCUUGUUCUGCCUCGCCUUCACCGUCGCGAACCUGAACCAGUGCCGCCCCUUCAGCAACGCCUGGGAGGCCUGGGACGGCCGCCACCCGGGGUACUGUAUUAAUGUCUACGCCAUGUUCAUCGCGCACGCGGCGAUCAAUAUCGCGCUCGAUGUGUGGAUGUUGGGGUUGCCCGUCACGCAGGUGCUGUGGUUGAAUUUGAGAAAGAGGCAAAAGGUGGAGAUUGUGGUCAUGUUUUCGUUGGGUGUUGUCAUCACAAUCGUCAGCGCAGUCCGUCUGAAAGUCCUCCUAAGCCUCGAAGGCUUCCAAGACCCAACCUGUAAGCCCUCCCUCCCCCAACGCUGCACCAACUCCUACCUACCUCAUCCAACCCCCGCGAUGCUAACCCCCUUCUUCCUCGCUACAGACGACGCAUUCUACCUCCACAUGUGGUCCUACAUCGAACUCUCCGUCGGCAUCAUCGUCGCAUGCCUCCCUUCGACCCGCCAAGUCUGGCGCCAUCUCGUCCCCAAACUCCUCCGUCUCGUCGGGCUGGGAAGUCCCAAACACCACCACAACCACCACCACGGCCAUGAAAGGCCGGGUGACUCAGCAAAGAAGCUUCGCGACAUUUUGUUUAUGAGUACGAACACAGGAGGUGGUGGAGGGGAAGAGGGAGGUGAGGAGGAGCAUUCGUCGUCAUCGGCGGGACCUUCAAGUCCGAGUGGAUCGUCGACUCGUCGUCAGGAGGUACACUGUAAUUUGUAA
This is a messenger RNA of Colletotrichum paranaense, 924 nucleotides long. Its product is annotated as CFEM domain-containing protein. The transcript has 2 exons. Lineage: Eukaryota; Fungi; Ascomycota; Sordariomycetes; Glomerellales; Glomerellaceae. Bases 1 to 924 code for a protein of 307 amino acids. The record is from RefSeq and is a predicted model, not a curated record.